UUAAUCUCGAGUUUGCUAGCAAUUUUUUAGUGAGCUAGCUGACUAUUUUCGUACUUUGGCCUACAUCUAAAGUACACAAAUGACCUAAAAUUAAACACGUCGCGACUUUAAACGUCAACUACUCAAUUUUUAUGCAUUUGAAUCAAAAUUCUUUUGGUGGAAACUAUAGAAAAGAUAAUAAACCACAUUCGUAUGAAGAAACAGUGUCCGAAAAACGAUGGGCAAGGUCGUCACUCAUAAAUCUAUGGAGCCUUCAUGAGUUUUAACAUGGCGGACACUGGCGGACGUGACUAUCAGCAGUCGCAACAAUUAGAAAAACAAAUCUGCCAACUCUGUGGUGAAAUGGAAAAACUAAUGGUGUGUGCUGGGUGUCACGAGACAUGGUAUUGUUCUAGGGAACAUCAAAAGAAACACUGGAAGGAGCAUAAAUCAGUAUGCAGCAAGGCAGUCAAGAGUACAACAUCAACAGAAUGUAAACAAACGACACCAGAAUCACAGGGACAACUCAAUGAGAAUAGAUUUGUUUCAAUUGAUUCAACGACACAACCACUGACUUUAGAUCAGUCCCCAGAUCACCCGUCAAGUUCAAGUUCAUCAUUAUUCGGUGCCAGUUCAGCAGACUUCCCGCUUGGUCCUGGAUAUCCGUCCGGGGCAUCUGGAAUUGACGAUAUGGGGAAAUUAGAAAAUACUGUCGAUCAUGUAACAGACGCUAAAAAACCUGAUCAAUCUAUCAUCAUGAGUCAACAAAGGAAGCGUCAUAUCGCAGAAUAUGUAAUCAAGUGCCUAAAACAAUAUGGAAUAUGUGUCUUCGAUAAUUUUCUCGGUGUUCAAAAAGGGAAUGAGAUAUUUGGCGAAGUAAAACACCUGCACAGCAUAGGUGCUUUUAAAGAUGGACAAGUGGUUAGUGAGUCAGUGCCUCGACCCACCCAGACAAUACGCGGUGACAAAAUAGCUUGGGUAGCAGGCCAUGAACCAGGUUGCCAGAACAUAGGUUACCUGGUUGAGAAUAUAGACUCUAUCAUCAUGUUGUGCAAUGAGAGAAGGGCACUGGACACUUAUCAUGUGAAUGGCAGAACUAAGUUGCCUGUCUAUUUUUGCACAUUCCUGGCAAUGGUCGCAUGCUACCCGGGUCAUGCCACCAGAUAUGUUCGACACGUUGAUAACCCAAAUCAAGAUGGUCGUUGUGUUACAUGCAUAUAUUAUCUCAACAAAAAUUGGAAUGUACAGAAAAGUGGUGGUCUACUACGCAUAUUUCCCCAGGGCGAGAGUAAGGUGAUAGCAGAUAUCGAACCUAUUUUUGACAGACUUCUGUUUUUCUGGUCCGACCGUCGAAAUCCACAUGAAGUUCAGCCUGCAUACUCCACGAGGUAUGCCAUAACUGUGUGGUAUUUUGAUGAUAAGCAGCGGGCAGCAGCAAAGGAACGGUAUAUGCAGCAAGUAUUACAACAAAGCAGUAAGCAGAGCAGUAAGACAUGAUAUGCAGUAACCAUGGAUACAAGAGUCAUUUCUCCUUAGCACAGGAGACUAAAGAUUGAACCCUGCAAUGAGAGCAGGUUAAAUAAAGAACCCUGCAGAUAUUUAAGCAGGUUGAUUAUAUCUUACCCUUUAAGUGGUAUUCUAAGAGUGAAACUUUGCAAUGUUUGUUGGUUUUGAGUAUGAUAUAUAAUUCUGCAAUAUGCUUAAAAAACUAACUUUGCAUUGGACUGGAAUGGGUUUCUCCGACCAGCAAGUCACUAAACUGGACAAUUUUGAGUUGCAUCCCGUCAAGCGUACUGUACUUCUAAUCCAUGGUUACAUGAGCUUUUGAUUUUGGCAUGAUUUACAUAAUUUGGUGAUUAUAAAAUACAUGUACUUGUUUAAAUAUCACAAUUUCUGUUGUAAUGCUCCGAAAUUUUGAUUGUAAAAUGGUAAGUUUGCAAAUAUCUAUCCUUGUUCAUGAGAUAAUAAGGCGUCCUUACCAAACUGACUCCUGUUCGAAAUUCUGCUCAUAAUAUAUUUAAAUGUCUUCAUCAUCAAUUGGUUUAUCACAUACUUUUACCACCAUAGCUGAAACAAAUGACAGGUUUUUCGAUUUGGAUAGGCAUGUUAGGCAUAUGUUUCUGGAUUGCAUAACUCAUACAUACUGUGCUGAAGAUAAACGGGAUUCUCUAGUGAUGUCAU
Molecule: messenger RNA, 2160 nt
Organism: Owenia fusiformis
Lineage: Eukaryota; Metazoa; Annelida; Polychaeta; Sabellida; Oweniidae
Source: the annotation of a GenBank genome assembly